AUGGCACCGCCGCAAGAACCGCAGCCAGAGGUAGCCCAUAGUGGCGUCUCGGAGAGCGGCCUCUCUGAUACUGGUGGUUUGUCUCUGCUGAGCGGGGACCCCCGUUUAGAUGACGACGACAAAUCAUUUGUAUCACUCGUGACACUGCCGGACAGCAUUCUGCAUCCCGAACCCGAUGUCGACGGCCGGGUGUAUCAUUCGGGCUGGUACACAACAAACUACUGCUGUCCACAGGAUGAGGAACUAGUUUCUCGAGCCACAAAUGCAUCGCAUCACCAGGGCCAUCCGAUCGACCGUUCGUCAGGCUAUCCUCAACUGAUGAAAGAAGCUGGUUUUAUUGACAUCAUUCACGAGGAGAUCAAGUGGCCCAUCAAUGGCUGGCCCGCCCAGGAGCGACCCAGCGACCCCAGCGACGAGAGGCAAUGGGAACAACAUCUAGGUAACUUGGUCCUGAAACUCUUCGAUUACGAUCUCGAGGGACUCUUCGUGGCACUUCUAUGUCGCUAUGGUGAUAUGGCGCCCGAGGCGGCCACUGCACUGUGUGCUCAGGCUCGGCUCAAUCUACGCGACACCAACAUACAUGCCUACUGGAAGUUAAGGUAUUGA
Molecule: messenger RNA, 606 nt
Organism: Sporothrix brasiliensis 5110
Lineage: Eukaryota; Fungi; Ascomycota; Sordariomycetes; Ophiostomatales; Ophiostomataceae
Exons: 4
Coding region: 1-606 (201 amino acids)
Source: RefSeq, a predicted model, not a curated record